AUUCUACAUGCAGUGCAGGAGUACAAUAAUCUUUGAUCCCCAUAUUUUGGUAAUUUGGAACAGGUUGAGACCGUUGGAGUAGACAGAGCAGCGACAUCAAAGAAGCAUCACAUGACAUGAAAAAUGCGUUUCAGAAUAAUUCUUUCCAUCAUUACACUUUUUCUUUCUUCUCAAUGGUGGAUUUGCAAAGGUUGUCGGCUAAACUGGAGAGGAUUCAAUUCUUUCUGUUACAUCUUCAUUGGUAAUAAGAGGAACUUCCAAAGUGCGAAUGAUGAAUGUCGAGAGCUAGGGGGUCAAAACCAAGGCGGUCAGCUUGCCAGAAUUACAGGAUUUGAACUUAACAGGUUCCUCCAAAACAAUUUUCCAAAUCCUCGAGAAUAUCCAUGGAUUGGUUUGAAAAGAUGUGGUAACCAAUGGUGUUAUCCCGAUGAUAAAACAGCAGUCUAUACCAACUGGAUACCUGGCCAACCCGAUAAUUUCCAACGAAAUGAAAAUUGUGCUGAGUUAACGUUUUCUUCCAAAGGACGAUGGAAUGACAGUCCAUGCUAUAAUAGAAGAUCUUUCAUCUGUGAAACAGAUUUGGAUGAAUGUGCGUCGGCAACUAAAUGCCAUGCUCAAGCGAAAUGUAUCAACAGUGUUGGCUCAUACUCGUGUGCUUGUAAUAAUGGAUUUAUGGGGGAUGGAAUUAGGAGAUGCAACGAUUUAGAUGAAUGUGCGUCUACGGCUGCUCAACGGUGUCAUUCUCAAGCAAAAUGUUUCAACACUGUUGGCUCAUACUAUUGUGCUUGUAAAAAAGGAUUUGAAGGGGACGGAAUGAAAACUUGCAAAGGAAGGGUACAUUUUGGGGGAUAG
Molecule: messenger RNA, 852 nt
Organism: Dendronephthya gigantea
Lineage: Eukaryota; Metazoa; Cnidaria; Anthozoa; Malacalcyonacea; Nephtheidae
Product: perlucin-like protein
Exons: 6
Coding region: 124-852 (242 amino acids)
Molecular function (GO): calcium ion binding
Source: RefSeq, a predicted model, not a curated record